Messenger RNA from Pelagomonas calceolata, 1106 nucleotides. Lineage: Eukaryota; Pelagophyceae; Pelagomonadales; Pelagomonadaceae. The record is from the annotation of a GenBank genome assembly.
AGUAUUCCUGCCCUUAGGGGACGCCCCCGCCCCCUAGCGCUUGAGCGGUCCGGCCUUGGCGGCGUUGCCGAUGACCUUGGCCGCGUUCGCGCGGAUCUGGUCCCAGUCGCCGGCCUGGACGGCGGCGGGGUCGAACAAGGGGGCCACGAGGCCGACGGACGCGGCGCCGUUCAUGAGGAAGUCGCCCGCGUUGUCGAGGUCGACGCCCGACGUCGGGUUCAGCCGCAGCAUGGGCAGGGCCGCGGAGACGGCCUUGACCCACGCGUGCGCGCCGGCGACGCCCGGGAAGAUCUUCUGCAGCGGCGCGCCGAGCUUGUAGGCGUUGUACGCCUCCGUCGGCGUCUGGCAGCCCGGGAUGAUCACGAUGUCGCGCUGCACGCACCACUCGACGACCUCGGGCACGAGGACGGGCGUGAUGAUGAACUCGGCGCCCGCGUCGCACGCGGCCUCGGCGUCCGUCGUGUUCAUGAUCGUGCCGCAGCCGACCAUGACGUCGCCGUCGUACUUGGCGCGGAAGUCGGCGAGCGUGUCGAGGCAGCCCGGCGUCGUCAGCGUGAACUCGGCGAUCUUGAAGCCGCCCUCGAUCGCCGCCGUCAUGGCCUUGGGGCACGCCUCGGCCGUCGCCGUGCGCAGCACGGCGCAGACGCGGUCGCGCGCGAAGCGGUCGAGCACGCUCUCGCGGUUCGCCUCGCUCUUCGCGUAGAGCGACCUGCGCGCGCGUCGGUCGGUGGGUGUGUGUGUGUGUGGCGUCGCCGGCGUUCCCGCGGCGGCGGCCGCUCUCGCGGGUCCCGGGGUCGUGCGGGCGUGCGUCGCGGCGCGGCGGCGCAAGCGGGUCCCGGGGUGCGCUCCGCCAGCGAGUCGCGGCGGCUCGCGCGCGACGUGUCGUGCGACGCAUGCCGUUCUCGCGCGCGUCCGCUCGCGUCUUGUAUCUAGCUCGAUCCUGUGGCGUGAUGAGAGAUGACGCCGCGUGCGCACCUGCUCGCAAGCGCCGCACCGUAGCGUCCGGCGGCGGCCCGCGCGACUGGUCUCGCUGCUCGUGCCACGGCUGCCAUGUUUGAUCUCUUUGGCGUCGACGUUCGCCUUUUUAGCCUCUCGACAAAGGUGUG